Messenger RNA from Malassezia vespertilionis, 1305 nucleotides. RefSeq lists its product as uncharacterized. The coding region runs from base 1 to 1305 and encodes 434 amino acids. The transcript has 3 exons. NCBI's taxonomy places the organism in Eukaryota, Fungi, Basidiomycota, Malasseziomycetes, Malasseziales, Malasseziaceae. The record is from RefSeq and is a predicted model, not a curated record.
AUGGCCGAUGCACCGCUGCCUGUCUCGUUUAUUGUGAGUGGGCCGGUGCAGAUCCUUGUAAUUGGGAUAGUGCUGGCCAUGUCGGCUGUACUAUUUGUCCAGCUGAUAUUCACCGGCCCGUACCACUACCAGCUAAACAAGGUGAAUUUUAUUUUCCAGAUCCUGAGCUCCUUUUUAUUCUUCGCUCUUAUGGCCGUCAUUGCAGCACUUGCUCUGAAUUAUGACAAGCAGUACGGGACAACGUACCCUUACGUAUUCCCCUUUACUCUUGACCCGCUGAUAAAAAUUGGGGAGGAUCGACCUGUGGUGCAGCGCGUCUUUGCCUCGAUACUACCCGCCCUUGCCAUGAUUACCGGCCAUUUUACACACAUCCAAUUCCUUACGCUACUAUUCCCGUCUGCACUGGAAGCGCGGCUUAUUUACUGGAUGCUUGGGCCGCUUGCGAUCAUUGAGGCCGGCAUGUAUUUUUCACAACUCGCGAAUACGCACGUUGUCAAGGUGCGCGAUCUUGGCGACGCGAUUGAGAGCGUCUGCGAAAGCACACUCUCCUUGCUCUACAUGUUUGCACUCACAUUUUGGGGCGUGUUUGUCUGUGGCCGCAGGGCAUGGCGCACCGAUGGCGCCACGACCAUGUUUGGCAGUGCAGCACUCACCCUUGCGCUGUUUAAAACCGUGGUGAGUUUCAUUCAUAUUGCCUACGAUCGAAUCGACUGGAUUCUAUUCAUCAGCUGGGCGCUCACCAUAUGGCAGAGCUGGCUUGGGUUCUGGUGGUGGGUCAGUGCCGGCAUGGGCGUGGGCGAAGUCGAGGACAGACUCAAGCGACAGGCGCGUAUGCGCAAGCGGCACCUGCAAAAGCGCCUAACACAGGAGGAGCAACACGUCGACACAGCCUCGCGGCGCUGGUUCGAUGUGCUUGCAUUUCGACGCAAACGGGGCACAGACCCCGAGUCAUUUGUCAUGGACGAGGCAGUGCUGUCGGAAGAAAGCGCAGAAACGCCCCUAUCGCCGCGCGAAAGCACAGUGGAUACGAGCACCCUGUAUCUCGAGCCGUGGAUCGUGCGCUUCGGCAACGUGCUUGAGCGCUACCAGCCGAGUAUGAUGCGCCGCCGCAUGGAACGACUUCGAGCAGCACACGCACAAGCCGCCGAGCACGCGGCUCGAGAGCAGGCACUGGCGUAUGCACAGGUACAGCACAGGAUGCAAUUCUUCAGCAAGAACCAUGUUCUGCAGCUGAACAAGCUGAUGCAGCGGAUGGCCGAAGGGAAGCGAGAGUCUAGGCUGCAAGAUAGGACUAGCUAUGAGUAG